Messenger RNA from Colletotrichum graminicola M1.001, 381 nucleotides. RefSeq lists its product as uncharacterized. Lineage: Eukaryota; Fungi; Ascomycota; Sordariomycetes; Glomerellales; Glomerellaceae. The transcript is spliced from 3 exons. Bases 1 to 381 code for a protein of 126 amino acids. The record is from RefSeq and is a predicted model, not a curated record.
AUGGUUUCCUAUAUCAUUCUCUUCAAUCUCGUGGCUGUAUCUACGGCUGCUGUCCUAGCUGUUAUAAGAGAGAACCCUUCCGGCUCCCUCUUGAUCGCUCGGGCCGAGGCCUCUGUCUUCAUGUGUGAAGACAAGGACUACAAGGGCCAAUGUCUAACGCAGAGAGUCGAAACAUCAUUUUGCUAUAACGUGCCCGUCGACAUGGUCGAUCGCAUCAGCUCAAUCCGCAACAACGACAGGGACGACAACACCUGCACUUGGUACCGUGAGCUCAACUGCCGUGGUGAUUCAUACCGCAAUCAGGAUGACGGUAACCUGGCCGAUGGCAACGGACACUUCAAUGACUCCAUUCGUAGUCUCGAGUGCAGGAGAAAGGACUAG